Molecule: messenger RNA, 3086 nt
Organism: Trifolium pratense (red clover)
Lineage: Eukaryota; Viridiplantae; Streptophyta; Magnoliopsida; Fabales; Fabaceae
Product: LEAF RUST 10 DISEASE-RESISTANCE LOCUS RECEPTOR-LIKE PROTEIN KINASE-like 2.1
Exons: 4
Coding region: 187-2373 (728 amino acids)
Biological process (GO): protein phosphorylation
Molecular function (GO): protein kinase activity; polysaccharide binding; ATP binding
Source: RefSeq, a predicted model, not a curated record
CUCAGUCUCACCUUCCGAGAAAAUGCUAGUUCAAGUCAAUGUCAAUGAUUCUCUCCCUUUAAUAAAAAAAUUAAAACAUCUAUUGGUGGAGAAGGAUCAUAUAAUUUCUACACAAAGUCCUCUUAUACAAGUUCACUUUCAGAUAAUCCCAAACCAAGAAGUGAAAAAUAAUUUUCAGUAAAAGUUAUGAGCAGAAGAAAAUCCUUCUCCUGUUCUGCGGAAUCAAUAUCACUUUUAUGGUUCCUCCAAAUUGUUAUGGUUGUUAUAGUGAUACUACAACACCAUCAUCAUCAAACAUGUGAUGCAAGUACUAUUACUAUUACUAAUAACCAAACAUAUUGUCCACCUUCUUCAUGCGGCAAAAUCACAAACAUAAAACCUCCCUUUCGACUUAAGAAUGAUCCAACAACCUGCGGUGAUCCGAGAUACGAGUUAGCCUGCGAAAACAACAUGACAAUGUUAACUCUGUUUUCCGGUAAAUACUAUGUUAAAUCAAUCGACUACGAAGACUACACAAUUCAGUUAGUUGAUCCUGGAAUUGCAGAAGGUGAUUGCUCUUCCAUUCCUCGCUAUUUCUUAACCGAAUCCAACUUCACAUACAAUUAUCCCAUUGAUAGCAACCGCGUGGAUCCAUAUGAAAUUAGUUAUUAUUCUGGGUACGGUCGCGGGCACAUAAUAUACUUGAAGUGUAGCAAACCAGUGAAGAACGAUCCUAAGUAUGUGGAUACAUCUCCGUGUGGAGUUAACUCAGACUCCAAAAGCUAUGUUUAUGCUGCGAUGGGGUACUUGAAAGUUGAGAGUUUAAGAGAUUAUUGCAAAGUGAAGCUUGUUGCUAUGACAUAUUCAGCUGAUAACCCAAAUCGAUCCCUUUCAUACAAGGAAAUUUAUGGAAUGCUACAAAAUGGUUUUGAGCUAUCGUGGUUCAGUGGUGCUUGUAAACAAUUAUGCGGAGAUAAUCAAAUAUGCGAGUAUCCCAACUCAAAUCUUAAAUGUCAAUCAAACAUUUGCAGUUAUCCAAUGGGAGCUGAUGGGAAUUGCGACCAAAUGUCAAAGCUGCGCAUAUUAGCAGAAGAUAUUAUACUAGGCAUCAUUAAAGGAGCACUGCAAGUAAUUGGCAUAACAAAAACCUAUACUUUAUACAAAGUAAUUGGCAACACAAAAACCGAUGCAUCAUCCAAAGAAGAUGUUUCUAUUUCAAAAAUUGGCAUCGAAAUAGGAAGAAUCACAGGCAAAUAUAUCUUGCCAUCAUAUAUAGUGAGAUUUGUAAUGGGCCUUAUAGUUUUCUUUGUACUACUGAUAAAUACAUGUCGGAGAAGACAUAUAUCAAUAUACGAGAGUAUUGAAGUUUUUCUUCGAGCAAAUACCUUGAUACCAAUUAGAUAUUCAUACAAAGAAAUAAAGAUGAUGACUGGAAGUUUUAGAGCCAAGUUGGGUGAAGGAGGUUUUGGAGCCGUUUUUAAAGGAAAGCUACGCAGUGGGCCAUUUGUGGCAGUAAAGGUGUUGGGUAAAUCUAAGGGCAAUGGACAAGAUUUCAUUAAUGAAGUUGCAACUAUAGGAAGAAUACAUCACACCAAUGUGGUUCGACUUACCGGAUUUUGUAUUGAGGAAUCUAAACGUGCUCUUAUUUAUGAAUUCAUGUCCAAUGGUUCUCUUGAUAAAUAUAUUUCUUCUAAAGAGGAUACCAUCUCUCUUACUUAUAAGCAAAUGUAUGAGAUAUCUCUUGGAGUAGCUCGUGGUAUUGCUUAUUUGCAUGAAGGAUGUAACAUGCAAAUUUUGCAUUUUGACAUCAAGCCCCAUAACAUCCUUCUCGAUGAGAACUUUAUCCCCAAAGUUUCAGACUUUGGUCUUGCAAAGCUUUAUCCUAAUGACAUUAGAACUGUCCCUCUAACUGCAGCAAGAGGAACGAUUGGUUACAUGGCUCCUGAAUUAUUUUACAAAAAUAUUGGAGGAGUAUCCUACAAGGCUGAUGUAUAUAGCUUUGGAAUGCUUUUGAUGGAAAUGGCAAGUAAGAAAAGAAAUUCAGAUCAAUAUGCAGAGCGUUCAAGCGGAUUUUUCUAUCCCAUUUGGGUUUAUGAUCAAUUGAAUGAAGAAAAAGAGAUUGAAAUGGAUGAACUUACCAGUGAGGAAAUGAUUAAUGUGAAAAAGAUGUUCAUAACUGCGUUAUGGUGUGUACAAUUAAAACCAAUUGAUCGUCCUUCAAUGAACAAAGUAAUAGAAAUGCUUGAAGGAAAUAUUGAGAACAUCGAUAUGCCUCCAAAACCUUCUCUAUAUUCAAAUGAAACUAUUCAGAAUGAUCGUGAAGUAACCUUUGAUGAAAUCGAGUCAGAUGCUGAUGAUGACUCUGUUAGUUUGUUGAAGGAAACAAACUCAUAGCCUUUUCAUAAUAUAUUAUGCUUGAAAUUGUUGAUAAUUUUCUUUGACAAUUUAUAUUUUUGUUUCUCUUUACCAUGAAAUCUUAAUUUUUCAUCGGAUGAAGUAAACUCUUUAGGUUCUCUCUACAUGUAUCAUAAUAUUGUGUUUCAUAUGCCUCUCGAUAGUCCUGUUUGACUAAGGAUAUUGAAUUUGACCUUUUUUUUGUCAAGUAGCCUGGUGGCUAAACUGUCACACAUUUCUUUUUUUUUUUGCUUUCAGCAACGGUUGAAUCUGGUUCGAAGGUCAGUUCUUCAAAAGAUAUAAAGUCAUGUAAUUUCACUAGAUUGUUUUCUCCCUUCCAAUGCCGGUAUUGCGGCGGCGGACACUCCGGCAAAGAGGCCACCGUGCAUAGCAGUUUUAGGUUGAAUCUGAGGUGGCUGUCAACAACAGAUCGAAACCCGGACGAAGGGUGGUAACGAUGAUGGUAAUAACGACGGCGGUAAGGAUGACGAUGGCGGUAACAACGACGGAGGUUACGGCCGCGAAGGUAACAACUAUGAUAGUAAUAAGCAACAACACAUGAUUGAUGACAGGCUCGCGGCAAAUACGCCGUGAGGAACGGCUGUCGGCGUUAGUGACAGUGACAAAUGUUGUGUUGACGGUGGGUGCGAAACUGGAGAGUUUGAGAACAUGUAGAAAAUGGUAGCAGCAGCACUAAAGAAAGUGAAAAGGUA